This is a messenger RNA of Lipotes vexillifer (Yangtze River dolphin), 387 nucleotides long. Lineage: Eukaryota; Metazoa; Chordata; Mammalia; Artiodactyla; Lipotidae. The record is from RefSeq and is a predicted model, not a curated record.
AUGAGGUCCCAGGGCGCGGCAGCGGCGCUUCCGGGGGACGCGGUGCGGGAGGCCGAAGUCCCGGGAGCUCUCCGCUCGCCGCGCCCACCGCGGAGCCUUUCGCGGCGCGGCCGAGGGGCGUCUCUCCGCACCCCCGCGGCGCCCCAGGCCGCGGCCCGGCCCGCGCCCCCAACAUGUCCGGCCUCCAGGGAGGCAUCGCCUCGGGGUUUGGCCCAGAUGGGGUGCGACAGGCGCUGGGGCCCAGGGACUCCUCCCCAGCCUCUCCGGUGGGUGGCUCCCACAGUGCGGGAGCAGCCCUGGCUGGUCCUGAAGGGGUCGGAGCGGGCUAGGCCUGAUCACCCCACGCAUCCUCGCCAGACUCAGCCUCCAGGAGCCCACCCUCCCUAA